Molecule: messenger RNA, 1203 nt
Organism: Exophiala viscosa
Lineage: Eukaryota; Fungi; Ascomycota; Eurotiomycetes; Chaetothyriales; Herpotrichiellaceae
Exons: 1
Coding region: 1-1203 (400 amino acids)
Molecular function (GO): protein binding
Source: RefSeq, a predicted model, not a curated record
AUGCGCAGCCCGUUGACUGCUGCCAGUGAUCCGUCAGAACCUACUCGGUUCUGCCAUCUCGCCAGGCUACCGAAAGAAUUGAUCCUCGACGUCGCCUCCCGCCUGCCGAAUAUAGCCGCUAUAUGCCUCGGCCUGACGUCGCGAUUCUUCUACGACACCCUGCAAGGCAACAUCGACACGGCAUUCACCGAUGAUGAGCAGAGGAUAUACUUCCUGCAUCUGCUGGAGGAGGAACACCCCGAGCUGCAGCUCUGCCACAGUUGCAAGAAGGUGUACCCGUGGAAAAGGACAUCGUCGCCGCGCAAAUAUCAGUGCCCCAUGCGACUCACUCACCCUGCAUCGUAUAAGGUACGGAUCUGCAAGGGCAGAGAAAGCUUGGGGAUGACUCGCGAAGUUGUCGAAGCUUUUCUCAGAGGGCACAUACUUGGUCCGCAGUAUGGACCGCACAUUUCAGGGCUUUCGCACGUAUGUGCUGCCGUUACGUGUGCAACGAGCGGGAAGGUUCCAAUGUAUUCCGAAGGACGUAUAAUUGAUGGAAAGCUCUUCAUCCACGCCACAUAUGCGAUGAUUAUGUUCUUGCCGUCGUUUAGACCCCCAGUGGUGGAAUUCGGGCCCUCGGAUGCGUCUCUACCCAAUGAGGUCAUGGCUGUGGUUGCACCAACAAUUGACAAGUUCAGGCGCGUGGGCUGCAGCCACGCAAAUAGCACGCUGCCUGCUGUGAUUAUGGAUGCGGUACGUGGGGUGUCGAGACCGUGGAACGUGCACAGGAAGUGCCAGGACCUAUUAACCUGCGCAAUGUGUGCAACAAAUGUGCGUGUAAGCGUGGCUCAGAAAGGGCCAGAGCAUGUCAAGGUCCAGGUCAAGACGUGGCAUUGCUUCGGAGGUCUAUGUGACGUGCGAAAUCGGACUGAGGGUGGAGAUUGCAUGGAAGAUACAUUGUUCAAUCCUUCGAAUCGCCCGGGCGGUGACUCCUCUUUUGAUUGGAGUACGGUUGAAUUCAAGCAAAGCUCUCGAUUGAGUUGGAAUCUUGAACAUUUUUACAACGAGGGAUCAGCCAGCCAGGAUCCAGAGCCGCAGUACAACGGGCAUAACUGGCUUCAGCGUUGGUCCUGGAAGUGGUGCGCCACUUGCGGAGAGAAUGAACAGCCUUGCUGGUGUGAGCGAGAGCGCGCACGAAUAUUGGAGCUUCUCAUACAGGAAUGA